Molecule: messenger RNA, 1802 nt
Organism: Kockovaella imperatae
Lineage: Eukaryota; Fungi; Basidiomycota; Tremellomycetes; Tremellales; Cuniculitremaceae
Exons: 3
Coding region: 249-1517 (422 amino acids)
Molecular function (GO): DNA binding
Source: RefSeq, a predicted model, not a curated record
GGGACUGUAGAAGAGUCGUCGACCCAGUCCCAAGUCACAACUCAAAACACAGUCCUUCGGGUCUAGACCUUUGAACCUCUCAGAUUCAUUGAUUCAAUCUUCUCCUCCAUCCUCGAUCUGCACCUCCUGUUCGCUCGCCUCCCCUUGUCCAUUCAUCCCCCUGUAAUUCAUACUCGUUAAUUCUAUAUCCAAUCUCUUUCUUGACCCUUUCUUUCCGCCUCCUCUUCGUUCUCUUCAUUUAUUUCAUCAUGAUCUCUUCACCCAAAUCCAAUCAUUGUCCCCUCUCGACGGGAUAUCAUUCUUUCAGUUACGAUAGUGAUCAUUUUCAAAAGAUUGAAUCUCCUUCUACCUCCUCGUCAUCCACUUCGGCCUCCAUUGCCAAGGAGCACCACUUGUCUUCCAGCAGGUCCCCCCAGAUCGAACAAUCCCAUCCUGCCGACUCCCUUGACCCCGCCUUUAUUGAGUGCCUGCUCGCCGCCACGAACCAAAGUGGCAUCACCACAGCUCCCCUCGUUGACAAGUCCUCUUUUUCAUCUUCCCUCUUACAACUUCCGCCUUCUUCCGCUCAGCUGGCUCCGAAGUCUGCACCAUUCUCCAGCCUUACGACACCGUGUUGGACCUCAACGACGCCCGACUCUGGCGCUUGUUUCCCGACGAUACCCCUCACAGGAACAGAACAGUGGACGUGCUCUACUCUGGGCCUCACAACGGUCCCCUUUAAUCCGUUCGGGUUGUAUACACCUACGACAGGUCAAAUGCCAGCCUCUGCAGAUCACAGUGGCACAUUCGAUCCGAUGACGUCUGUGCCUCUACCUCAAGGUCCCUGCUGGCCGCCGACCUACAUGCCAAGCGCAAACCAUCAACCUCUUGCACCCUCGUAUCUCGGUCCGUCGGACUAUUACAUCGAUCCGAGUGCCACAUACGACAGCUCGACUCAGCCCUCGAGCCCUGAACACGUCUAUUCAUCCAACAACACGAGCACAUGCGCGACCGCUCAGACCUCACCUCAGUCAGCACAUUUCCAGGCGUUACUGGGAUCAGGCUCAGAGCAUGCCUCCUACCCUCUCUUGGUACCUCAAAACCGGAAGCGAUCAGCCACGAUCAAUACGACUUCUUCGACAGCACCAUCGACAUCACCGAACACUCCGCCCAUACCUGCAUACACCACGCAUGAGAAUCCGUACCCGCUCAUGAAUCAUCGACCAAGCGUCGCGCGACAGCCUUCGGCACCGGCUCUGUCAAUGCCUUCGUCGUCAACACUAAAUCCCGACGCACACACUCGCGAAGCGCUCGCUAGACAACUUGGACCAGAUGUUAAGCCAAAGACUUUGCAAAUAUGGUUCCAGAAUAGACGAUCCAAAUCCCGUGCAAAGGAACGAGAAGCCAAUCUUCCGAAACGGCUCGAUGUCCGUGAUCGAUCGACUCCGCCCACUCGGAAUGUAUCUGCCACUGCAACAAAACGUUGCGUCAACUCGGAAGCGCUAAAAGCACUGGCACAUGAUGAUGAUCGUGAGUAAGCGAGCCUUGCACGUCCAUCUCAAAUUGAUUGACACUGCUUCUCCAAACCUAGCCAACCUACUGCUCAUCCCCAUCACGGUCCUGUCCAUUGCCAACUGGACGCGAUUCUUGACCCCUGGAUCAGGAUAUACUCUACCUGACCUGGGUUGCUCUGUCUCACUCAACAUCCACGAACCGGUCCUCGACCUCUACGUUGUACAUCAGUCCGAGACAUACAAAGUCGUCAUCCCCAUCCAUUCGAACGCCAUGGCCAACAUCCAAGGGACAUCCAACCCUGUUCUCAA